AUGGCUGAGGAAGAACUCGAAGAAAAGGAAUAUCGUUGGGAAACCGGCUAUGAGAAAACAUGGGAAGCUAUCAAAGAAGAUGAUCAUGGAUUACUAGAAGCAUCUGUCGCGGACAUUAUUCACAAUGCCAAAAGGAAGCGUCAACUGGAAAGGAAACAGGGCUCCAGAUUAGGAAUGAUGAGACAUCUUUAUAUCAUCUUGGAUUCCUCUGAAUCAAUGUCGAAUCAAGAUUUGAAGCCAACCCGUUUCCUAUGUUCCCUGAAGCUUCUGGAGGAUUUCAUCGAAGAGUUUUUUUAUCAAAAUCCUAUAAGUCAAUUGGGCAUAAUUACGACUAGGAACAAAAGAGCUGAGAAAAUUAGCGAUUUGGCUGGUAAUUCAAGGAAGCACGUUAAGGAAUUGCAAGCCUUACAGCAGACUGUACUGACUGGUGAACCAUCCCUACAAAAUUCUUUAGAGUUAGCGACAAAUUCAUUGAAGUUAUUGCCCUCUCAUGCCAGUAAAGAAAUAUUGAUAAUCAUAGGGGCUCUCACUACUUGCGAUCCUGGAGACAUCAACGAGACAAUACGAAACAUGAAAUCAGAUGGUAUUAGGUGCAGCGUGAUAGGGCUAGCUGCCGAACUGUAUAUCUGCAAACGAAUGGCAAAUGCUACUGGUGGUGAGCACGGUGUUGCGCUCGACGAUAAACAUUACAAGGAACAAUUAAACGCGCACGUGGACCCACCGCCUGCUGCAAUGCGAUUAGACGCGGCGCUUGUGAAAAUGGGAUUUCCUCAUCACGCUCUACACUCUAGUGCGUCAGAUACAUCUAUGACGGUGUGCAUGUGCCACGCAGACAGUUCUGACGAGUCAGUUAAGUUUAUGAGCACUGGCUACCUUUGUCCCCAGUGUCUCAGCAAACACUGCGAGCUCCCUGUGGAAUGUCGAGCUUGCGGUCUUACUUUAGUAUCUGCUCCACAUUUGGCACGAUCAUAUCAUUAUUUAUUUCCCGUUGGACCCUUCAAAGAGGUUACAUACGAGGGUGAUCAUUCUUUGUGUUUUGGUUGCCAAAAAGCUUUUAGUCAGAAAGACAAAAAGAUAUACAUUUGCGGAAAAUGUAAUCAAACGUUUUGCUUGGACUGCGAGAUAUUUAUUCACGAAAUUUUGCACACGUGCCCUGGUUGUGCAGCAAAUUCUGAAAUGUACAAAAAUUCUACAGAUAAAUCUUAACUGAUAAAUCAGUGGAAAGUUUUACACAAAUACUGCCAAAGAGCAACAAAAUAAUACCUUGUAAUGAGUAGUUUAAUACUGAUUUUGAUAAUUAGUUUAGGAUAUUAGGAUGCUAGUAUGAUACAUACAUUAGAAAUAGAAAAAUUGAAAACAUUCUGUUAGAAAUAAUAAAUCAUUGAAGGGAUUAUA
Molecule: messenger RNA, 1395 nt
Organism: Ooceraea biroi (clonal raider ant)
Lineage: Eukaryota; Metazoa; Arthropoda; Insecta; Hymenoptera; Formicidae
Gene: Ssl1
Product: general transcription factor IIH subunit 2 Ssl1
Biological process (GO): DNA-templated transcription; regulation of transcription by RNA polymerase II; nucleotide-excision repair
Cellular component (GO): transcription factor TFIIH holo complex; transcription factor TFIIH core complex
Molecular function (GO): zinc ion binding
Source: RefSeq, a predicted model, not a curated record